UUCGCGGGAAAAGUGAAAAAAUGGCGACAGUCGAAAUUUGAAGUUUAGCGCCACGAAAACGGAGCCAGAGAGAGACAGGACGGAGAGAGAGACAGGACGAAGAGAGAGACAGGACGAAGAGAGAGACAGGACGAAGAGAGAGACAGGACAAAGAGAAGAGAGAGACAGUGACAGACAGACACACUGAAGACACGGACGGUCUGUCUGUCGGUCCAACCUGUCUGUCUGUGUGUCUGUCGGGUUGUCUGUGGAGGGAGACAGGUGGAGGAGGAUGUUUGAGGACCUGAGGGAAGCCCUCUCUUGUCUGGAGCCUCAGGUGUCUCCGGGGGGCGGGGCAUGUCGGAGGGGGCAGGGCCUGGACGAGGGGGAGGAGUCCAGUCUGAGUGUUGGACAGUACGUCCUCUGUCAUUGGUCAGAUGGACUGUAUUACCUGGGCAAGAUACAGAGGGUGAGCCCCCCCAGGCAGAGCUGCUUCGUCACAUUUGAGGACAACUCGAAGUUCUGGGUCCUCUGGAAGGACAUCCAACAUGCUGGAGUGCCGGGGGAGGAGCCUCGCUGCUCUGUGUGUGGGGAGGUGGAGCCAAACUCUGACAGCCAAUCAGAGCACAGCAACCAGAUCCUGAUCUGUGGGAAGUGUGGCAUCGGUUUCCACCAGCAGUGCCAUGUUCCUCCAGUAGAGGGCAGCAUCAGUCUCAGUCCCUGGUUCUGCCGCCGUUGUGUCUUCGCUCUGGCUGUCAGGAAAGGGGGCGCUCUAAAGAAAGGUCCUAUAUCCAAAGCUCUGUCAGCCAUGAAGCAGGUGUUACCGUACGAGCUGGACUCUCUGGACUGGGACUCCCAACACCGGACCAAUCAACAGCAGUGUUACUGUUACUGUGGCGGUCCCGGAGAGUGGUACCUGAAGAUGCUGCAGUGUCUCAGGUGUCAGCAGUGGUUCCACGAAGCCUGCACACAGUGUCUGCAGGAGUCCAUGAUGUUUGGAGACAGGUUUUAUAUCUUCCUGUGUUCGGCGUGUAAUAAAGGAUCUGAGUACGUCCGCCGGCUCCCUCUGAGGUGGGUGGAUCUGGUUCACCUGGUUCUCUACAACCUGUCUGUCAGCAGCAAGAAGAAAUACUUUGAGCUGGACGAGAUCCUCGCCUUCGUCUCUGAGAACUGGGACCACCUACAGCUCGGGAAGCUGUCUAACACUCCCCUGUCAGAGAGAGGGCAGCAUCUGCUGGACGCUCUGAAUAAAUACAAGAGCAAGUUUCUGUGUGGGAAGGAGAUUAAGAAGAGGAAGUGUAUCUUCCGUCUGAGGACCAGAGUUCCUCCCAACCCGCCCUCCAAGCUCUUUCCUGAGCGCGCUCAGAACGAUAGAGGACGGGGCCGUAAGAAGGGCGUGGUGAAGAACAGUGCUUCAGCUGAGAGGAAGAAGAGGAAGUCCAAGUGGCUACUAGAAGAUGCCAUUCCUAAUAACGAGCUGUCCUGCAGUUGGACGUCCAACCAUCACAUGGCCAACAUCUUUGACUUCACCCUGGACGAGCUGCAGAGCCUCAAGAGUAGUUCCAGUAGGACUGUCAGUAUUGAUCAGGACUCCACUGACGCCUCCACUUCAGGUUCUGCUACAACCAGCGCCUCCUAUCACUUCAGAAGGAGGGUGGGCAGCAGGAAGAGGAAGUUGCCUAGCAACAGCUACAGCCAGUGGGCCAAUCGCAGUGAAGCGGGGGAGGAACUUGGAGGGGAGGAGCCUUCUGGGAUGCUGGAGGACCAAGAAGCUACGGAUCACACCCACCUGACAACAGACUCCUCCCACUUCCUGUCAGACCCCUCCCAGAUUCCCUCUGACUCCUCCCACCUCCACUCCUCCAUCUCCUCGUAUUUUGGAGUGGCGGGCAGGCUGACCAAUGGGGAGAGGUACCAGGUGUUGGCUCGCCGUGUCACUCCUCAGGGAACGGUGCAGUACCUGUUGGAGUGGGAGGGGACGACUCCUUAUUAGGACGUUUACAACCGCGGUUAGAUGUGACGCUCUGAUUCCUCUUCCUCCUUUCUCACUUCCUGAUCAGCGUCCAGUCAGAGCUCAGUUACCUCAUGAGUAAUGGAGGAGUAUUAACGUCACCAUGACAACAGUCAAUGUGACCAGUUUUAAUGUGAGUUAAUGUUUUUAAACCAUAAAAGUUACUGUUGAUUUAUUUUUCUCCAAAACCAAAUAAUUCAUUCUUUUUUUUAAUUUCAGUUGCCUAGCAACGGUAUUCUCACAAUGUAGGGUUAGUUUCCUGUCUCACAUCUGUCCCUGCACACCUGUCUCACUUCUGUGCCCACAAACCCGUCUCACUUCUGUGCC
Dicentrarchus labrax (European seabass) is the source of this 2317-nucleotide messenger RNA. RefSeq names its product PHD finger protein 19 (gene phf19). The record is from RefSeq and is a predicted model, not a curated record. The transcript is spliced from 14 exons. Gene Ontology annotation, molecular function: DNA binding; chromatin binding. Gene Ontology annotation, cellular component: nucleus. Lineage: Eukaryota; Metazoa; Chordata; Actinopteri; Moronidae. Gene Ontology annotation, biological process: chromatin organization; regulation of DNA-templated transcription. Bases 272 to 1972 code for a protein of 566 amino acids.